Messenger RNA from Penicillium argentinense, 2391 nucleotides. Its product is annotated as putative histone-lysine N-methyltransferase (Ash1). Gene Ontology annotation, molecular function: histone H3K36 methyltransferase activity; protein binding. The record is from RefSeq and is a predicted model, not a curated record. Gene Ontology annotation, cellular component: nucleus; chromatin. Gene Ontology annotation, biological process: regulation of DNA-templated transcription. The coding region runs from base 1 to 2391 and encodes 796 amino acids. The transcript is spliced from 4 exons. Lineage: Eukaryota; Fungi; Ascomycota; Eurotiomycetes; Eurotiales; Aspergillaceae.
AUGGUGCGCCGAAUCCCCCGGCUCCCCGCGUCCGCGACUCCCGCACUUGCCGACGUCUCUUCUCACGAAGCCCCCGACGAUACGACGAGCCUCGACGUGCCCGAACAGCUCCUCACGCCCGAAAAUAGUCGCUCCGAGACCUCUAGCAACAAUGAAAACGCGUCGACAGACGAUAAAUCUGCCGGGCGACGGAGAUCAACACGGGUUGCACGCGCAUCGUUGCAAGCGACUGAUGCACUGCCCGAGUCCCCGGUGAAGAACAACGAAGUGGCGGCCUCCUCGAGUCAAGCGUAUGUCGACAGCAUCGCCAAAUCGAGGCGCUCGCACUCCUCAUUGCGCCAUAGUAUCGCUGUGAUGGAGAAUUCACUCCGAAAUGGAACCGCGCUGCCAGACGAUGAUACUACCACCGAUGACCACCCAAUGGUUCCCGAUACCCCGAUCUCGAACUCCUCCCAAGAAUUGCCAUCAACGGACUUGAAGACCUCGCUCCAAGAGCGGACUUUGCGACAACGGGUUGAGAAGGCAUUGAGCAAGGACGAAGAGGAGAAACCCUCGCCGAAAUCCGCCCCCAAGGCUUACUCUCGAGGUUCAGUGCGACGGUCUACGCGAUUGAGUCUUGUUGAGAAGGCCACUGGACUGUUGGAACGAUCUAGCAGUGUCCUGGGCAAACGCCAGCGGGGAAACAAGGAUGUUGAUCGGCGCGCCAGCCUUCGACCUCGAAACGUUGCGCCGGUCGAGGAAGAGGCGCCCUCACCCGCACCCAAAGCACCAGAGCCAAAGAAGCGUCGAGUCUCCGAGAGCGAUUUGGCGAAGCUACAGGAAAAGAAAGAAGAUACCCCACCGGCAACAGAAACCAAACCGGCAGUAUCGCAGUAUAAGCCCAAGCGAUGGUUGACUCAUGGGCUGUACACGGGUCAAGAGCCCACCGAUUCGCCUCCGAAACAACGCAAGAGCAAGAACUCGGCCAAGGCGAGCGAUACUCCAUUACAGCGGAAGCUGCUGCCCAUGCCUAUGUUCGCAGGAAAGCGCCUCAUCCAAAAUGGCCGAGACUACAAAAUUCCAUUCGACAUCUUUAACCCGCUCCCGCCGGGACAGCCCAAGCCAGAUGAGUGGCGGAAGACCAAUAAGAACGUGUUUGUUGGUGACGCCGCGGCUGAGUGGAAAGCCAAUAAGAACCUGGAGCUUUCCACUUGCAUGUGCGAGGAGGAGACUGGUUGUGACGAGAAUUGCCAGAACCGUUACAUGUUCUAUGAAUGCGAUAACGGUAACUGCAGGCUUGGCCCAGAGUGCGGGAAUCGGAACUUCAACGAGCUGAAGGCCAGAACGAAGGCCGGCGGCAAGUACAAUAUCGGUGUCGAGGUCAUUAAGACGGCUGAUCGUGGAUAUGGUGUGCGCAGCAACCGUUCCUUCGAACCAAAUCAGAUUAUUGUCGAGUACACUGGUGAGAUCAUAACGCAGUUCGAGUGCGAGCGGCGGAUGAGAUCGGUGUAUAAGAAUAAUGAGUGUUACUAUCUGAUGUACUUUGAUCAGAACAUGAUCAUUGAUGCUACUCGAGGCUCAAUUGCCCGUUUUGUCAACCACUCUUGCGAGCCCAACUGCCGCAUGGAGAAGUGGACAGUUGCUGGAAAGCCGCGCAUGGCCCUGUUCGCAGGCGACCGGGGAAUCAUGACGGGCCAGGAACUGAGUUACGACUACAACUUUGACCCAUACUCCAACAAGAAUGUCCAACAAUGCCGCUGCGGUGCAGAAAACUGUCGUGGCAUUCUCGGUCCACGACCCAAGGAAAAUGUCCGACCUAAAGUGGUGGAUGAUAAGAGCAAGGCUAAGACAGCUGGCACGAAGAGAAAGCUGUCUGAAGCGGACGACGCCUCGUCAGGCCCCGGCAAGAAGCGUAAAACGCUGAAGCCCAAGUCCAUCAAGGCUAGCGUCAAGAAGGUCGUCAAGAAGGCAACCACCACUGCCCGCGGAAAGACGGCUACCAAGAAAACCGUUACGAAGACGACGGGCCGUGCCGCGUCUGCUUCCAAGAAGGAUGUCAAGUUGCCAACCGUCAAAUCCGCCUCAAGAGUCAAGGCUACCGUCAAACAACCUGCUCGAAAGAACGCCAAGUCCACCAAAGCAGCUCCGAAAUCACCAGCGAAGAGUCCCUCUAAGCUCAAUCGUCCAUCUGCCGAGACCAAGCGAAAAAUUCUCGCUGCGGCCGCUCGAGGCACCGGUGGCCGAGGCUCGAAGACUACCAAAAAGUCACCGAGCAAGCCCGCCGCGAAGAGCCCCAAGAAGAGCCCUGCCAAGGCGAAGGCGCCCGCGAAGUCCAAGGGACUCGGAAAUAGCGUGAAGAGCGCAGCCAAGAAUGUCGUACGUGCCGUACGAGGCACGAAACGACCCACAUAA